AUGAAAGUUCUUCAAAAACAUCAUCCAAUGUUGAUGAUGUUAUCGUUGACAUUGGUCAUCAUAUCAUCAUUAUUGUUUGGAAUUGUCAAUUCUUCAUACCUUAUAGAUGGUCAACAACCUGGUACAUGCCAAGUAUUGACAUCUAGUUCCUAUUGUUAUCCACUAGUAUCACCACAAGGUCAACCAGUCUACAUUCCAUUCAAUGUCACCAUCGAUCAGAUCGAAACAAAUAUCACCUCACUCUUAUCACUACCAUUGAAUGAUGAGUGUUUAAAACCAGCCCAACUUUUAUUAUGUUCAAUGUACUAUAAUCCAUGUAAUAAUGUUACCAUUGAUUAUGGUAAUGGAACUACAACUCCUAUUCUUUUACCAUCAUUUCCUUGUUUCAAUGUUUGUGAAACUGCAUUUCAAGGAUGUUCAGAUUAUAUUCAAUAUUUACCACCAAAUUUUAAAUGUGAUAUGAAUACUAGUAGUGGACAACAACAAUAUCCACAAUACCAAACCUCGUUUAAUAUAACAUUGGAGAAUGUAACCGGAACAGGUGAAAAUAAUUAUACAACUGAAUUAAUACAAUGUAAUGAUAAAUAUACUGGAAAUAUUGUUGGAUCAUGUCCAAUACCAUUAAUAUUUGCACCAAAUAGAAGUAAAGAUACAUAUUAUACAAUUAGUGAUAAUUGUGUUUUACCAUGUCCAUUCCAACUUUGGAAUGAGAGUGAAGAGAAAGCAAUCAAAGACGUUUCUCUCAUUCUAUCUGUACUUAGUUUUGUAUGUUCUGUAUUCUUGAUCAUUUUCAAUGGAAUCUUACCAAACAAAAUAUCAACAACCAACGAAUCCAUUCUCUAUGUUGCACUUGGUGCAUUAUUUCUUGCCAUUUCUCAAUUUCAAAAUCUUGGACAAAACAAUUUUAGUUGUUCAGAAGAUCCUGGUAGAUAUGUAACACAGAGUGAUGUGGAAUGUGGAAUUAAUGGAUUUUUAUUUCAACUUGGAGCGAUUCUAGGAUUGUUUGGUUGGGGUUAUGCUAGUUAUGAUUUCUAUAGAACUAUUCGUCUAAAAUCUAUUGAAAAAAUAAGAUAUAUUCGUAUAGUCAUUUGGUCACUGGUUGCAUUGAUGUGUUUUAUUCCUUUUGCAGGUCAAAGAUAUGGUUCUACAUUGGCAACAAGUGGGUGUUGGAUAACAGGUGAUAAAAACAAUCCAUGGCCAUACCUUUUCUUUUAUGCUGAGGCUAUCCCCACAGUAUUGAUCAUUCUACUAUUCACAGGAUUAACAACUCAAAAGUUAUAUUCUGUAUACAAACAAAUUCAAAGUCAAUCAAUGUUAUUAUAUGAUAUUAAAUUAAUGGUAGUAAUGGUAUUAAUUAUUUUCAAUUCAACAUUUGUAUUAUCAUUUAAAUUCUAUAUGGAUAAACAAACAGAUGAUAUUAGAAGUAGAAUAGCAGAUUGGGUUCAAUGUAUAGCACAAAAUGGUGAAUCUAGUUGUGAUUUGAAUAUACCAGAUUAUUCAUUAAGAAUUCUUCAAGUCAUUACAACCAAUAGUUGGGGUAUAUUAGGUUUUAUUGCCUUUGCUCUUGAUGCCAGUAGUUUGGCAUUGAUCCGUCAAUCCAACAGAGCCAACAAAUUACUCAAAUAUUUUGGAUGGGAAUUCAAACAAACAAAGUCACUUACAGGUACUGGGAACCAUCGUCUAAGCAAGAUUAUUCCUUCAAAUACAGCAACAACAUCUAUAGGCAGUACAUCAUCUACCAGUGAUGGCACUACAUCAACUAUAACUAUUCAAUCAAAUGUUCCAAAUUCAUAA
Molecule: messenger RNA, 1794 nt
Organism: Cavenderia fasciculata
Lineage: Eukaryota; Evosea; Eumycetozoa; Acytosteliales; Cavenderiaceae
Gene: fslQ
Product: G-protein-coupled receptor family protein
Exons: 5
Coding region: 1-1794 (597 amino acids)
Molecular function (GO): protein binding
Source: RefSeq, a predicted model, not a curated record